GUAGUCWGUGACGUACUGUAAAAUGUCGGUGUCCUUCUUGUUAGAAUGGAGACACAUUUGUUAGCUUAUUUACUGUAAAUACUUUUCGGAAUAUUGUCGGUGGUGUCUCGUUUAUGAGAUUUCUCCCGACGCAUACAUGAUAAAGACACUAUGACACACUUGCAACUGGCAUCAUCUACUUUCACCGCUUCUACAUGUUUCACUCCUUCAAGCAGUUUCCCAGAUACGUGACAGGUGCCUGCUGUUUGUUCUUGGCUGGAAAAGUAGAGGAAACGCCAAAGAAGUGUAAAGACAUCAUUAAAACAGCGCGGAGCUUACUGAACGACGUGCAGUUUGCUCAGUUUGGUGAUGAUCCGAAGGAAGAGGUGAUGGUGUUGGAGAGGAUUUUGCUCCAGACUAUUAAAUUUGACCUGCAGGUGGAGCACCCGUACAUGUUCCUGCUGCGUUAUGUCAAGCAGCUGAAAGGGGAGAAGAAUAAAGUGUGCAAGGUGCUACAAAUGGCGUGGACGUUUGUCAAUGACAGCCUGUGCACCAUGUUGUCCCUGCAGUGGGAGCCAGAAAUCAUAGCGGUGGCGGUGAUGUACUUGGCGGGCCGCCUGUGUAAAUUUGACAUCCAGGAGUGGACGGCCAAGCAGUCGUCACGCCGCUGGUGGGAGCAGUUCGUCCAAGACGUCCCGGUCGAGCUACUGGAAGACAUUUGCCACCAGAUCCUGGACCUGUACUCUCAGGGCAACAAGCCCAUCCCCCAGCAGAUCCAGGAGAAGGAGCGAACCCCAGCUCCUCCCCUCUCUGCUCCUCCAAUCCCUCAGGGACAGCCCCCAGCCGCCAACCCUCCUCCCCCGCCACCCAAAAAGACGUCUCCACCAGGUGGCAGCCCUGCACGCCAGCUCAAACGCUCACAUACAUCACCAAAAGAAGAACCAAAGGCUCCAGAACAAGCUGGAUCAAAGAUUCCCAGACUGGAGAGCCCCAUGCCCCCACUGCCUUCAGCUCAGCCUCCUCCAGCUCCGCCCACAGAAGCCGAACCAGGAAGCGAAGCUGCUCCUCCGCCUCCGCAUGCCCCGCCUCCACACCAGCCCCCGCCCCUCCCCCACCGGCCGCCGCCUCCCCCGCCCUCCAGCUACAUCAUGUCCACCACCAGCUCCUACAUGUCUGGAGAGGGCUACCAGAGCCUGCAGUCCAUGAUGAAGACMGAGGUUCCUUCCUACGCCCCCAUGCCGCCCAGCUACGCUCCCCCGAUACCCCCGUAUCACCCCCACGUUUACCCGCCGAGCGCGGCGCCGCCUCCGGGUCCUCCGCCUCCUCCUUCCACUUACCCACCGCCCACCUUACCACCGACCUAUCCACCGCCGGGCUACAACAGCUACCCGCCACCGCCACCUCCACGCAUGCCACCGGGACACGUUCCCCCUCCGGGGAUCGGGCUCCCGCCUGCCGGGUACCCUCCCCCACCUCCUGUGCCCCCAGGACAGUCCCAAGUGCCGCUGCCCCCUCCGCCUGGGAUGCCUCUGAACCGUGGUGGGUGGCUGAGAUGAGAAGCUGGAGGGUGGAUCUGCAGACUGAACACAACCAGGAAGUGGUUUUCUGUUUCCAAACUAAGAGAAGUGGAGUUUAUUUUUCUGUGAAUCAGCAGGAGGUGAGAGAGAAAACCCAUCUGCAAAGGAGCUUUAAAUGAAAAGGAACAUUUUUAGUGUCAUCAUCGCACAUCUUCAUGAAUUUCUAAGGACGUAUUUUUUCUCUUUGUCCAACAUAUUGUCAUUAAUUAACCUGUUUUAGCUCAACUUGCAGCUCAGAGGUGAACUUUUCUCAUUUUUUAAAAUAAUUUCAUCAUAUGUUGUAGCUCUGCUUCAUUUCCUGAUAUUUUCUAUUACCUCCAUUCCUGCAGGGAAAAAAAUGGUCAUCUGGCAUUUUAGUUUAAAGCAUUGUUUUUUUUUUCUUUUAGAACACUGGAGUUAUGUUGCAAAUCUUUUAUGCUACCAUAAUUUUUUUUAAUUAUACUAAUUCUUCUCAUUUCAUGAUGAGCGAAGGUGUCCUGCAGACUGUAUUAAACAAAAUCUCCAAAUAAAACCCUUGUGUAGUUAAACA
Messenger RNA from Austrofundulus limnaeus, 2085 nucleotides. It is a transcript of the gene ccnk, whose product is annotated as cyclin K. Gene Ontology annotation, biological process: regulation of transcription by RNA polymerase II. Gene Ontology annotation, molecular function: cyclin-dependent protein serine/threonine kinase regulator activity. Lineage: Eukaryota; Metazoa; Chordata; Actinopteri; Cyprinodontiformes; Rivulidae. The record is from RefSeq and is a predicted model, not a curated record.